This is a messenger RNA of Trypanosoma cruzi, 390 nucleotides long. RefSeq lists its product as uncharacterized. The transcript has a single exon. The record is from RefSeq and is a predicted model, not a curated record. Bases 1 to 390 code for a protein of 129 amino acids. NCBI's taxonomy places the organism in Eukaryota, Euglenozoa, Kinetoplastea, Trypanosomatida, Trypanosomatidae.
AUGCGCAAACACUGCCUGCAACGGCAACGAAAGGCGAUGGACUCAAAUGAUGAUGCUGGAUUAUCCUGUGGGGAUCAUAUCUCUUCCACGACGAAAGAUGAAAAGGAGGAAAAAGGGAAGGUGGUGGCGAAAGAAGAGCCGACUGGUGAUGGUGAAUCGAGGUCGCCGCAGCAAGAGGCCACUGUGCGCCAAAUGCGGCAAGGCAAUCCGCUUACGGCUGAGAGUGAAGAUUUGCCGUCCCAUGUACCUGAGACCAGCAGUGAAAAACACACGACUGACCUCAAAGAAGAGGACGCUGCUCGCGAGACAACAGUGGGUUUAGAUACCACUCCUGCUCCACACAAUGGCGCCGAACGGAAUUCCACGAAGGGCAUCCCCAAGACUUCUUAG